AUGUCGACAUCCUCUAGCAAGACCUCAAUAAACAUAAACCUCAACCACCUCGAGGGUAACUGCCUACGUGACCCGAAACUCCAAGACCCCGCUGAAGCCAUCAUCACCGCUCGCUUCAACCACGGUUUCGACCCAGAUUUACCCAUCUUACCCCUAUGCAUGCACUCGAAAGACAGGGAUGUGAACAAGACGCCAACGGAGCUCAGUAGAGAUGACACCAACAAGGGUUCCAGCUUUCAUUCCGAGGGGCGAGAAUGGAAUAAAGAUGGGGAGGUUAGUUGGGCGGUACUCUCCGGCUGGUACCCAGCGUGCAAAAAAGAGUACGAGAAAGAUUUUCACGAAGGUUAUCCGCGCAAAUUUUACAUCACGGCUAUGCUGCGUCGACACUGGAUAAUGGUAGGGGAAGAGAACAAAACGCCACGGGGAAGAGAGGAAGCAAUGGAAGUAAUCAGACAAGCCGGAUCGAGAUUUGACAGCGAAUACUGCGAUGAGGUUCAAUACUGCGAUGAGGUUCGAAUUUAUAAUAUUGCCCAAAACGAGAGUUUACACAUGAACAAAUUGGAGAGAGCGCUAGGCGAACACAUAACGGCGAACAAUGAGACCAUGGUGAGAACACAGGGUAGACUUGGAGCAUUUAUAUUGGAACAACAAUCGAAGAUCGAUUCUGACCAAGCUUACGAGUCGGCCUACGCCUCGAGCAGAGAUCCAGAAAACCGCCUUAUGUACGGCCCAGCUAACUACCCGGCUUGCAACCCUCCUUCAACGCCAACCUCCGUAUCCGCAGACAAAUGCCCCUCAACGUACCCCGGAGAACGGCAUUCACAACCUAGCAGUCUCCAUGGAAGUCAAAGUUCUCACAAAUCCGCGCACGGAGAGUCCGGAGAAGCUCGCAGCAGUAAGAGUGGAGAAGCUCACAAUAAACCCAUGCGUGCUCAAAGCGCAUCCGAAAUAUCUCGUAGACACAGCAGUGAAAGAGCUCGUCCUCAAGUCGAACCUGACAUCGAGAAUUUCAGAGCACCUUGCACCAAGGGUAGUACACGAUCUUUUAGUCCAUCCAACUUUUAA
Messenger RNA from Botrytis deweyae, 1065 nucleotides. RefSeq lists its product as uncharacterized. The coding region runs from base 1 to 1065 and encodes 354 amino acids. Lineage: Eukaryota; Fungi; Ascomycota; Leotiomycetes; Helotiales; Sclerotiniaceae. The transcript has a single exon. The record is from RefSeq and is a predicted model, not a curated record.